This is a messenger RNA of Cuscuta campestris, 1068 nucleotides long. NCBI's taxonomy places the organism in Eukaryota, Viridiplantae, Streptophyta, Magnoliopsida, Solanales, Convolvulaceae. The record is from the annotation of a GenBank genome assembly.
CUUAUUCGGGGCUUCCAUCACCGUCUUCAUCGUCGUCCCCAUCUUGAUCGUCACCAUCCCUAUCGCCGCCAUCCCCGAUCUCCUUCGUCCCCAUCACAACUUCCGAGCCUGCCGCCCCCGUCUCCAUCGUCACCAAAGCGCCGCCACAGUUUUCUCCUUCGCCUCUUUUGGUCCUGAAGAUAUUGUUGGCAUGAGAUGAGUAACAUGGGUAAGGGAAUUACGGCAGUUGCGACUUCUAAGCAAUUCAGAUGGUCUAAGCAAAUGGAGCGUGUGUUUCUUGAUAUUCUAGCAGAGGAAGCUAAGAAUCCAAAUAACCCUACAUCCUCUUUUAGGUCUUCAUCCUUGACCCGAGUAGCCUCUACCAUAUCUGAAAUGUUCAAAGUGCAAUGUGAGCACAAGCAUGUGGAGAAUCACUUGAAAAUCGUGAAAGGCACUUGGACGACAAUAUGCAUGCUGCGAGAAAAGAUUGGCUUUGGGUGGGAUGACAAUAUAAAGAUGAUCACGUGUGAUCGAUCUACUUAUGAAGAAACUGUCACGAGGCACAUCCAAAAUAUGAAAUCUUAUUGAAUAAGAAGAUUGAUUACUACGAUGAGUUGGCUUUAGUUGUGGGAAGAGAUGUUUCUCUUGUCUAUCAACAAGAACCCAGUUGGAUCCUGCAUCAUUUUCUCUCUCACCUUGAGAUUUAAUGUUUACUUGGGAGGCGAGAAAUGAGGUGGCUUACAAUAUUGCUUCUUUGAUGGAGUAUUUUCUCCGAAUGGGCAAGACUGUUGGAAGUAAUGAUCCACAGAACAUACUAGUUGACAAGGACAUGAAUAUUAAACUGUGUGAGUUUGGUCUGUGUGGCCCCAUAUAGGUGAGACAAUAACUCAGAAAUAAAUUCCGGGCUAAUGCCUUAUGCUUGGUGCUUUCCUGGAGGGGUUUAUAGUUACCAAGUUCAUGAGUGUAUUAUUUUUGAUGAUCAAAAUCCCAGCAAACCAGCAGAGGGGUGCGUGCGAGGGUGACAACUAUCACAAGGAUGGAGAAAGUCUUGCCCAGUAUCAAUAACCUAAAUCAAGGAGCUUUGUAUAA